Molecule: messenger RNA, 1563 nt
Organism: Perkinsus marinus ATCC 50983
Lineage: Eukaryota; Perkinsozoa; Perkinsida; Perkinsidae
Product: RNA helicase, putative
Exons: 14
Coding region: 1-1563 (520 amino acids)
Cellular component (GO): cytoplasm; ribonucleoprotein complex; nucleus
Molecular function (GO): ATP binding; RNA helicase activity; RNA binding
Source: RefSeq, a predicted model, not a curated record
AUGUCAUAUGCUAAUCGUCGUCGUUCCCGUUCCCGUUCGAGGGACCGUUACGGCGGUAACUUCAGGGGUGGUUAUGAUACUGGUGGCUUCGGAGGUGGUGGCUUUGGUUAUCCUGGAGGAGGAGGAGGGGGAAGCACCUCUUUUAUGAAUUCUGGUCUCGGGGCUCGAUUGCAUUCUCAAGAUUGGAGCCACAUCCAAUUGACUAAGUUUGAGAAGAAUUUUUAUAUCGAGCAUCCCAAUGUAAGCCGCCUUACUCCUGAGGAGGUUGAUAACAUCAGACGGCAACACGACAUCACCAUUGUGGCUGGCCGCAAUGUCCCCCGCCCUGUUGUUACUUUCGAGCAAGCUGGCUUUCCUGAUUACAUCCUGCACGAGCUCGCCCAAGCUGGAUUCGUUGCUCCUACUCCUAUUCAAAUACAAGGUUGGCCAGUUGCUAUGUCCGGUCGUGAUAUGGUUGGUAUCGCUGAAACUGGGAGUGGCAAGACUCUGGCCUUCCUACUACCUGCUAUAGUUCAUAUAAACGCUCAACCGUAUCUACAACGUGGUGAUGGACCUAUUGUCCUCGUUAUGGCUCCAACGAGAGAGUUGGCAGUACAAAUCCAAGAGGAAUGCAAUAAAUUCGGCAAGUCAUCUAAGAUCAAGAACACCUGUUGCUAUGGUGGAGUUCCUAGAGGGCCUCAGGCUCGAGAUCUGUCGGAGGGGGUUGAGAUAUGCAUUGCCACUCCUGGCCGACUCAUUGACUUUUUGGAGUCGCAGAGAACCAACUUGCGCAGAGUUACUUACUUGGUCCUGGACGAAGCCGAUCGUAUGCUGGAUAUGGGCUUUGAACCGCAGAUUCGCAAGAUCACAUCCCAGAUCCGUCCCGAUAGGCAGACGUUGUUGUGGUCGGCCACAUGGCCUAAAGAGGUGCAAGGGUUGGCUAGGGACCUGUGUCGUGAGGAACCAGUUCAUAUUAAUGUUGGUACUCUCACUCUCAAGGCCUGUCAUAAUGUAACGCAGUAUGUGGACGUUGUCCAAGAGUAUGAGAAGAGGGACAGGCUGAAAGUCCUUCUGGAAAGGGUCAUGGACGGCUCCAAGUUGCUCAUUUUCACUGAUACUAAGAGGGGAGCCGACGACCUCACUAGAACACUGAGGAUGGAUGGUUGGCCAGCUCUUUGCAUUCACGGUGAUAAGAAGCAGGAGGAACGAGAUUGGGUGCUCCAUGAGUUCAAGUCGGGGAAGAGCCCUAUUAUGAUCGCUACUGAUGUCGCUAGUCGUGGACUAGAUGUGAAGGACAUACGCCAUGUUGUUAACUAUGACUUUCCAGGCCAAAUCGAGGAUUAUGUCCACAGAAUUGGUCGUACGGGACGAGCUGGGUGCAAGGGAAAUGCCUAUACGUUUUUCACUCCUGAUAAGAUCAAGAUGGCUAGGGACCUGGUUCAGAUCCUCCGCGAGGCAAACCAAACUGUCUCGCCCGAACUUGAACGCCUCUCAUUAACAGUUGGUGGCUUUGGAGGCGGCGGUAGGCGAUGGGGAGGGGGAGGGGGAGGAGGGGAGGAGGUUAUCGUCGCUACUAGAAUGUAA